Messenger RNA from Melanotaenia boesemani (Boeseman's rainbowfish), 1092 nucleotides. RefSeq names its product cilia- and flagella-associated protein 77-like. Bases 218 to 964 code for a protein of 248 amino acids. The transcript is spliced from 7 exons. Lineage: Eukaryota; Metazoa; Chordata; Actinopteri; Atheriniformes; Melanotaeniidae. The record is from RefSeq and is a predicted model, not a curated record.
GAACCAUAGCAACAACCGGCAAAAAACAAAGAAGAAGAACCACAGCAACAACCACAAAACACAACACCCAGCAUGGAAGAGGAUAUCCAGGAUGAGGGAAUGAUGGUGAUUUUGGGACUACUGUUAACAGACAAAAGCCAGAAUUGAAAAUAAUACCAGACAGGAGACGGUGUGAACAUGGACGCACGCCACUUUUUGUGCUCUUUGUACGUGAGGAAUGCAGGUUUUUGGAACACCUGAAGCAUCAGCUGCUGCAUUAUUCUCCAUGUCUUCACCUCGUCUUGGCGUGGUCAGAAAGACCAUGCUGACAAACCCACUGCUCAUCAAGUCACCCCUCGGGAAGACCAAGUCCAGAGGUCUGACUGUUCCUGGUCCAGACUUCACCUAUGGAAUCAGCAACAGACCAUGUUCAGACAGAGGCGUGGCCGAGGCGCUGUCAAGCUGGAAGGUCCAGCCCACACAUGAAGAGUCUGCUCAGAGUGUAGACUUUGUGUCUCUGAACCGGGAAGCAGUGAUGGCUGGUCUGGUGACAUCCAAAGAGAUGAGACAGUACCGGGUCCAGAAGGCCACCGAGCAGAUCCAGGCACCCAGACAUCGCCCGGGCAGGACUCCACAGCACCCGGCCCCGGUACCUGAUAUCACCUUUGGAGUCAGAAGCAGGAAGCCUUCACCAAUAUCCGGCCUCCUCUCUCAUGAGUACGGUCGCCGCUGGCUGGACGCCAAGCUGAGGAGGGAACGUCUGACCCAGGAGCAGAAGGUUAAACCAGGUCCGGUGGUGGAAACCAGGACCAGCCUGCUGCGAAGGGGCAGAUCUGUGCCAGCCUCGACAACACCCAGACAGUCUCGCUUCACACAGGUGGCGCCGGCUCUGGACACGUUUCGUGAUCAGGAGGCUCGUUGGAGGGCCCUGAGGGCUCGGCCCAGCAGAGGACCUCAGGGUGUGGGGACAGAUGCUCUGGACUGACCUCACAAAGAAAUAAAAACCAAAAACAUGAAGUUUCUGCAGGAGGGUGCUCUGUUGUUGCAUCUGUAGCUUUUCUUCUUUCAGAAACUGUUCAGAGGAGUCCCUCAGGGCUCCACACGGUGGUCCAG